This is a messenger RNA of Oikopleura dioica, 585 nucleotides long. NCBI's taxonomy places the organism in Eukaryota, Metazoa, Chordata, Appendicularia, Copelata, Oikopleuridae. The record is from the annotation of a GenBank genome assembly.
AUGCCAGUCAAGGGAAGCAAUAUCAGAUUACUCAAAAGAGACCCAACGUCAGAUAGUCAACUAGACUCAUUCGAGCUGCGGCCAAGGAGAACUGCUUCAUCCAGUGUUUUACAAGAAAUCGCCAUUUUACCGUCACCCAUGUUUGUGGAAGCAAAGCGCAAAACUGUGCCUCUUGAAAACUUCUCAAGUGAGCCGAUUCGGAAGUCAGCGGCCACUCAGCGGACUCUCGCUGCUUACCAUUCUUCAGACGUGGAAACGCUGCGAGAGAAGCUCCGUCAAAAAACGCCUCCAGUUCAAGUGCCUCAACUUGCCAAUAACAGAACAGAAACAGGAAGUCCAAAAACGCCCAAAAAUCGGCUAAGAAUCUUCACCGUCGAAUCGCCAAACAUGCGCCCUAGAACUCAACUAUUCCGAACUGGCUCGGUUUACCAAGGCUCGCAUCGGCCACGCACAACUUUACCGAUCCGGCGCUCGUUAUCGGAGAAUUCAUUUGCUUUCGCAAAACAGAGCCCGAUCAGAAGGGUCGAAGAAAAAAUGAGUCUGCGUGUACUUGGAACGACGAAGUCUUUUCACCAAAAGCCCUGA